Poecilia reticulata (guppy) is the source of this 2829-nucleotide messenger RNA. The record is from RefSeq and is a predicted model, not a curated record. Lineage: Eukaryota; Metazoa; Chordata; Actinopteri; Cyprinodontiformes; Poeciliidae.
UUUAGUUGUGUCAACUUACUUUCAUGAGUUCAAUUAACUUAARAGUCACACAUUUCAUCUAAAACAAACGUUUAACUUUGAGUUGAAGUGAACCAAUUAAGUUGAAUGCAGUUUUACGUCUGACGUCAUUACGUAAGCUUUGCCCGAGACAGAUCCACUUGUGCCGACCGUGUGUGCAGCCGCCAUUUCUUCUGACCGUUGACUGUUCACCGGAUUGUAAUAAAACAGCCUGGAACAAAGCAUCAUCAAACCAUAGAAGYGUUGCACUUCAUGUGGAGAUGCAAAGACUGCGAGAGCGUGUUUUCCAGAAGAUCUGAAUUGCUCAAGCACUACAAACUAAACCACAGGCAUUAUGGACGGGGCUAUUCAURUCCAUGCACAUAUUUAAGUUGYGCAUGUAGAUUCAAGACCUGGAAUGCUUUAGUGAACCAUUUAUCAAGACAUCAUCCAGUCCACCAAACAGUUACCAAUGACUUAACCACAUUCAAAUGCCCCAUUUGUGAUUCUAAUCAACUUUCCACGGAGAGAGAUUAUUUUCAGCAUAUAUUUCAACAUCUCAAGAACAAGGAAACAGUCACAUGUGUGUUUCAGGACUGUGUUUAUCAAACAAAUAAUUACGAGAACUACAAAAGUCAUAAAUACAGAAAACAUUCUGAUGCUAACAGUACAUUUAAGACUGGGAUUACUGAAAAAAAACAAUUAGACUGUGGUGAAGAAUUGUGUGCUAGUUUUGACACUGACAUUUUUGAUCAGGACAGUACUGUACAAGCUUAUCCAAAUCACACAUUUAACAGGAAUGAUUCUGAAAACUUGGAGAGAGAUAUUGAACUUAAACUUGCAUCAGUUCUUCUAAAGUUAGAAAGCAGUUAUCUUGUUUCAAAUGCAGCUAUUGAUGAUCUAUUGCAGGAGUUAAACUAUUUAAUUGGUUCUUUGUCCCUGCCUGUUACAUGUAGAACUAUAACCCAAAUACUACACAGUCAUCUUUGCCAGUUUGACCCAUCAGUUGUUGAAAACCUUGCCAAGGCCCUCUGUGAAACAAACCCUGUAAAAAAAGCAAUAGGAGAGAAAGGCUUCCUUUCUAGUGCUUGGAGACGAAAAAAAUUCUAUAAAAAACAUUUUAAAGUGGUAGAACCUGAAGAAUAUAUUCUUGAUAAAAAAAAUAGAAAGUCAUUCCAGUAUGUAUCAAUCCUGAAGUCUUUGCAGCAAGUUCUUGAUUGUGAGGUUAUCUUGGAUCAGACUGAUAACUUAAAUAGUCUUAAUAAAGUACCACAAAGGAGUGUUCAUGCAUAUAGGUCUUUCUACGAUGGGUCAUUUUUCAGUGAAAAUGAGCUUUUGAGUAAGGAGGAGAGCAUUUCAUUAGUGUUGUAUAUAGACGAUUUCGAAAUAUGCAACCCUCUCGGGACAUCUAAACGGAAACAUAAAAUUUGUGGUUUAUACUGGAUUCUUGGAAAUUUACCACAGGGGUAUAAUUCUAACUUGUCUUCCAUUUACCUGGCUGCUUUAAUCAAAACAAAUGAUUUGAAGUGCUAUGGUUACGAGAAAGUUUUAGAACCUUUACUUAAUGAGCUCGCGAUUUUGGAACAAAAAGGGGUCUUUGUCUCAAAGUUGGGGAGAGCUGUAAAAGGUACAGUUCAGUGCGUGGUUGCAGAUAAUCUUGCUGCCCACAGUAUUGGUGGCUUUGUAGAAAACUUCACAGGGUCAUACGUAUGUAGGUUUUGUCUUGCAGUUAAAACAGACAUUCAAACUACAGAGGUUAAAACUGGUGCAUUUACCUUGAGAACCCAAAGCAUUCAUGCGGAUUGCUUAAAAAAUAUCGAGGAACAUGAAUUGUCAAGUUAUCGGGGUGUGAAAUCAGCUUCCAUUUUAUCACAUUUGUUGUAUUUUGACAUUACCACAGGUCUUCCUCCAGACAUUGUACAUGACCUGUUUGAAGGAGUUGUUCCUUUUGAACUAGCUUUGUGUCUGGGUGUUUUGAUUAAGAAAAAGUAUUUCACUUUGGCAUCACUGAAUGACGCAAUAGCAUCUUUCAACUUUAAGGGUACUGAUAGAACUAAUCGACCUCAACAAAUUUCCCUGCAUUUUGAAGCCAAAAAAAGUGUUGGGGGUAAUGCACAUGAGAAUUGGAGUUUGCUCAGAUUCUUACCUUUGUUGAUUGGACACAGAGUGCAAUAUGAGGAGCCAGCUUGGCAUAUCUUAACAGACUUAAGGGACAUUGUUGAUCUUGUGGUCUGUCCCAUGCACACAGAGGACUCUAUUGCCUACCUUGACUUUAAGAUCUCAGAACACAGAGCACAAUUCCAGGAGGUUUUUCCUAAUUGUGACCUUAAACCAAAACACCAUUUCUUGGAACAUUACCCACAGUUGAUUCGCCAGUUUGGUCCUUUAGUAGCCUUAUGGUCCAUGCGCUUUGAAGCUAAGCACAGUUUUUUUAAAAGAGUUGCAAGAAAUAUCAAGUGCUUUAAAAAUGUCCUCCGUACUCUUGCAGACAAACACCAGUAUCAAAUGGCACAUCAUUUGCAUUUAUGCGGUUUUACAAAACCUMAUUUGGAAGUUACAAAUGUUUUCACAGUAAGAAUUGAUGUUCUUGAUAAGGGAAUCGUAAAUGCUCUCAAACAGAAGUUUUCAAAUCUGGCCACAGUAUGCAUGACUAAAAGUGCAACAUUUAAUGGACUGAAGUAUAAAUGCGGGAUGAUCUUGAUCCAUGGCUCAUUGGGAGGAUUACCAGAGUUCAUUGAAAUCAUCCAAAUGGUGAUCCUGGCAAACCAGCUAUUCUUUCUGCUGGUGGGUCACCAGACUUUACUUCCCCUCAACCAUCAGGCUGAUGUAUAA